Mesocestoides corti is the source of this 714-nucleotide messenger RNA. The record is from the annotation of a GenBank genome assembly. Lineage: Eukaryota; Metazoa; Platyhelminthes; Cestoda; Cyclophyllidea; Mesocestoididae.
AUGAUGAAUUUUCCUGAUUUUCCACCCACUUCUUGGGGCAGACAAAGGAAUCAUGAAGAUGUCAUGAGCCUUCAGAUCCAACUUCUUUCAUCAAUGACCAAAGAAAUUUUAUGUGGUUCGCUGGGUAAUGUUCCACUCCCUCCUCCUCCUCCUCUCGUUCCUCUUCCAACGUCAUCAUUGCCCUCAUGGGUCCCUCAGAGAUCUUCACCCUCCAAGUCAACAGAUCCGUCACCAGAAAGAGUAUUCGUGCACACCGUCAAGCCACCUUACUCUUACAUCGCGCUGAUUACAAUGGCCAUUCUCAGCUCCCCACAGCGACAACUAACGCUAGCGGAGAUAUGUGAAUUCAUUGCAGCCAAAUUCCCAUAUUACCGUGAACGAUUUCCAGCUUGGCAGAAUUCAAUCAGACACAACCUCUCACUCAAUGACUGCUUUAUUAAGGUGCCCAGAGGGGCAGGGAGUUCGGGGAAGGGGAAUUACUGGACACUCGAUCCGGACUCGGAGGGAAUGUUUACAAAUGGGAGCUUCCUUCGCCGACGGAAAAGGUACAAGAGGGCAGCAGAACCGGAGCCGUGCACACCGUCAGUUGAACCACGGCCAAAAAUAUCGAAGGACUCCUCGUGCGAGAUUUUGGACCUCUCACAGACAACUGGACGAUCCACAAAAAGUCCAUUCUCGAUCGACUGCAUCAUAGGAAAACAUGACGAUAGGUGA